Molecule: messenger RNA, 16976 nt
Organism: Chelonia mydas (Green sea turtle)
Lineage: Eukaryota; Metazoa; Chordata; Testudines; Cheloniidae
Gene: DIAPH2
Product: diaphanous related formin 2
Exons: 28
Coding region: 162-3443 (1093 amino acids)
Biological process (GO): actin filament polymerization; actin cytoskeleton organization
Cellular component (GO): actin filament; cytoplasm
Molecular function (GO): actin binding; small GTPase binding; microtubule binding
Source: RefSeq, a predicted model, not a curated record
AGAAGGGUGCCGAGGGCUCUCUCCGACUGGCCGGAGGGGGUGGGGGGAGAAGGAAGCGGCAGCAGCAGGGAGCCGCCCGUCUGCCCUGCGGCGUGUGAAGCGCCUAUGGGGCCCUGAGGAAGCCGCUCGCAGCACAGAAGGCCGUCGCUCAGGGCAGGAGGAUGGAGAACCAGGCGGACCCGGGCGCGGGGGGCGCGGGCGCCGCGGGCGAGGACACCCCGGGCUCCGGCAGGGCGAACCUCAAGCGCAGCGGGCGCGCCGCGGAGGAGGAGAGCAGGAACAAGCCCAAGCUGAACAUUCAAAUAAAAACUUUGGCAGAUGAUGUGCGUGACAGAUUAACCAGUUUUAGAAAAUCAGCUGUAAAAAAAGAGAAACCUCUCAUUCAGCACCCUGAUUCUCAAGCCUCUAUAAGUGAAUUUCCAGUUGCCCAACCAUUGUUUGAUGAUCGUUGUAUGAAUUUAUCAGAAAAAGAAGUUAUGGAUCUCUUUGAAAAAAUGAUGGAAGACAUGAACUUAAAUGAAGAACGUAAAGCUCCUUUACGAAAUAAGGACUUGACCACGAAACGUGAGAUGGUUGGCCAGUACAUUUCUGCAACUGCUAAAUCUAUAGUUGGAGGUAAAGUUGCGGGAGGAUUGAAAAAUAGCAAGCAUGAGUGCACACUGUCUUCACAAGAAUAUGUCCAUGAAUUACGAUCUGGUAUCACAGAAGAAAAACUUCUUAACUGCCUAGAGUCUCUCAGAGUGUCUCUAACCAGCAAUCCAGUCAGCUGGGUCAACAAUUUUGGACAUGAAGGUCUUGGGCUUUUGUUGGAUGUACUGGAAAGGCUUCUGGACAAGAAACAGCAAGAAAGUAUUGACAAGAAGAAUCAACAUAAGCUUAUUCAAUGCCUCAAAGCAUUUAUGAAUAAUAAGUACGGGUUGCAAAGGAUUCUAGGAGAUGAAAGAAGCCUUUUAUUACUAGCAAGAGCAAUUGAUCCAAAGCAACCAAACAUGAUGACGGAAACAGUAAAAAUACUUUCUGCUAUUUGUAUUGUUGGAGAGGAAAAUAUUCUGGACAAACUUUUAGGAGCUAUAACGACUGCAGCUGAGAGAAAUAACAGAGAACGUUUUUCUCCAGUUGUGGAAGGAUUGGAGAACCAUGAAGCUUUGCAGUUGCAGGUGGCCUGCAUGCAGUUUAUAAAUGCCCUUGUCACUUCUCCAGAAGAUCUUGAUUUUAGGAUACACUUGAGAAAUGAAUUCCUACGCUGUGGACUGAAGAAAACAUUGCCAGACCUAAAAGAGAAAGAAAAUGAAGAACUUGAUAUUCAGUUGAAAGUGUUUGAUGAAAACAAAGAAGAAGACUUAAUUGAAUUGUCACAUCGUCUCAAUGACAUCAGAGCUGAAAUGGAUGAUAUGAAUGAAGUAUACCAUCUGCUGUAUAACAUGCUGAAGGACACAGCUUCUGAAAACUAUUUCCUCUCAAUAUUGCAACACUUACUACUGGUCAGGAAUGAUUAUUACAUCCGAACUCAGUAUUACAAGAUAAUUGAAGAAUGCAUUUCACAGAUAGUACUGCACUGCAGUGGUAUGGACCCGGAUUUUAAAUGUAGAGGAAGAUUGGAUGUAGAUUUUACCCACCUUAUUGAUGCAUGUGUGAACAAAGCAAAAGUAGAAGAAAGUGAACAAAAAGCAGCAGAAUUUUCCAAAAAGUUUGAUGAAGAAUUCACGGCUCGACAGGAGGCACAGGCUGAACUUCAGAAACGAGAGGAGAAAAUCAAAGAGCUUGAAACAGAAAUCCAGCAGCUAAGAACCCAGAGUCCAUUACUUCCAACUGGUCAGCCUACAUCAGGAGCUCCUCCUCUACCACCACCGCCACCACCACCGCCGCCGCCACCACCUCCCCCCUUACCUGGUGGAAUCCCACCUCCCCCUCCCCCUCCCCCUCCUUUGCCUGGAGGAAGUGUACCUCCACCACCGCCUCUGUUUGGUGGCCCUCCACUACCACCGCCUCUCGGGGGCAUACCUCCUCCUCCAGGAGCUUCAGCAUCCCUGCCUUAUGGAAUGAAGGAGAAGAAAAAGUAUAAACUUGAGGUCUCUAUGAAGAGAAUCAACUGGUCAAAGGUUGAACCCCAGGAUAUAUUGGAAAACUGCUUUUGGUUAAAAGUUAGAGAGGAUAAAUUUGAAAAUCCAGAUCUGUUUGCAAAACUGGCGCUUACCUUUGGUACACAGAUGAAAGCUAAAAAGGCAGUAGAUGAUACAGAAGAAAAGAAAGUAGUUCUGCCAAAAAAACGAGUUAAAGAAUUAAGAAUCUUGGAUGGAAAAACAGCACAAAAUCUGUCAAUCUUUCUGGGAUCUUUCCGAAUGCCUUAUGAAGAAAUAAAAAAUAUUAUUUUAGAGGUGGAUGAAAAGAAGCUGAGUGAAUCCUUGAUUCAGAAUUUGGUGAAGAAUCUUCCUGAACAGAAAGAACUCAGUGCCUUAGCGCAGUUAAAGCAUGAAUAUGAUGAUCUCUGUGAGCCAGAACAGUUUGGAGUUGUGAUGAGCUCAGUGAAAAUGUUACGGCCUCGCCUCAAUGGCAUCCUUUUCAAGCUUAUGUUUGAGGAACAUGUAAACAACAUCAGACCUGGCAUGAUGGCAGUAACGCUAGCCUGUGAGGAGUUGAAGAAGAGUGAGAGCUUUAAUAGGUGGUUAGAGCUAGUGUUGUUGGUUGGAAACUACAUGAAUUCAGGCUCAAGAAAUGCCCAAUCGCUGGGGUUUAACAUCAGCUUUCUUUGCAAGAUUAGAGAUACUAAAUCAUCAAAUCAAAAAACAACACUCUUGCAUUUUCUGGCUGAAAUCUGUGAAGAGAAUUAUCGGGACAUCUUAAAAUUCACAGAUGAACUGGAACAUGUUGAGAGUGCAAGCAAAGUUUCAGCUCAAAAUCUCAAGAGCAACCUUGAUUCAAUGGAACUUCAGAUACAGCGUCUAGAAAACGACAUAAAGAUGUUCCCUAAAUCAGAAGAUGCACAUGAUAAAUUUGUGGAAAAGAUGACCAGCUUUGCUAAGAGUGCCCGAGACCAGUAUGAAAAGUUGUCCAACAUGCAUAACAACAUGACCAAGUUAUAUGAGAAUUUGGGAGAGUACUUUACCUUUGAUCCCAAAGCAACAAGUAUAGAGGAAUUUUUUGGUGAUCUGAGCAACUUCCGAACUAUGUUCUUGGAGGCACUGAAGGAAAACAACAAGAGAAGAGAAAUGGAGGAGAAGAGCAAGAGAGCCAAGCUGGCAAAAGAGAAAGCUGAACGAGAGAGACUAGAGCGGCAGCAGAAGAAGAAGCAGCUGAUUGAUAUGAACAAAGAGGGUGAUGAGACAGGAGUGAUGGAUAAUCUGCUCGAGGCCCUGCAGUCAGGGGCAGCCUUCCGGGAUCGCAGGAAACGAACACCAAGAAUUCAGGAAUAUAAUCAGCUCUCAUGCAUAUUUCGUCAGCGAUGAUCUCUGCAGGACAGCGAGAUAUAGGGUCAAUUCCAUUUGACUGUUGUGAAAGCAUGAAUUUAGCAGGCUGAUUUUUGAUAUAGGAAAUGGUGUAAAGGUUAGCAUAAGGAAAGAAUAUUCUGCAAGAAACUUCCUCUUGUGAUGCCUAUUUUCAUGACAGAAAUUCAGACCUACUAUUUGGCCACAAGCCAAUAUUCCCCUUUGACAAACUUACAGUUUAACAGUGAUGGCGUAGAUGUACCAAUCCUUGCAUAUAUGCCAGAAAUAUGGUGAAUAACCACAUGUGACUGACAUUCUUAGGACAUCUGAUGGUUCUUCUGCCCAGAAUCAAUAGAGGGUUCAACAGAAUUUUAUAAUCCAUUUUUAUCUUAGUCUCUUGUGAGUCAAAAAAAAAUUCAGCUUCAUUAGAAAAUAAUUAGUUAUGACAUUUUACAUUCAUUUUUAUAUAUACAUCAUUUGCAUAUAUAAGGAAUAUAGCAGGACGUAACUAUCCUGGAAUAUGUCAUUUCAUCUUGUGGGUGUGAGUAACGUAGGCUGAAUGGAUACAGUCCAUAUCCACAAAUAGUUAUUUGUUCAAAUCAACUCUGUCUUUAAAAUUCUCUUGCUUUUAAAUCCAUUUAUUGUUGAGCUAUUGCCACCUUUAAUUUCAUGCUGUGUUAAACUGAGCCAGCCUUGAAAAAUUAAAAAAUGUACUCUGGGUAUUAUUUUAGGUAAAUUCUAUGGCCUGUGGUAUACCGGAGGUCAGACUAGAUUAUCACAAUGGUUCUUUCUGGCCUUGGACUUUGAGUCUUUCAAUAAUAGGCUUGAAGACCUAAAUUUUAGAAGAUGAUUAGUGAUUUUGCAUGACUCCAUUUUUUAGGGCGCACCCAAUUUGAAAUUCCUUACAGGGGCAUGGUUUCUCAGGAAGUGUUGAGCAGUACAGUCCCUCUAAAAAUCAGGACGUAUGAAGGUGUGUAAAAUUGGCAUCCAAAAAUGAAGGCACCCUAAAUCAUUAGUCCCUUUUUAACAUUUAGAUCUAGUUGUUCAUUUGUAGUAUGAGAAGGAAGGGGGUCUCUAAAGUGUAGUCAACAAAAAGCUGAACUAUAUUAGGCUUGGAGGUAUCAAUAAUCGGAUACUGCUAAGGACCUUAUGAGAUUCACAAACUAGUUUUUUUAAUUGCUCCAGCACAGAUUAGUUCCUUGAGAGUUAUGUGGAACUGCUGUGCUUCUGUCUUUACAGUAACACUGAUCUGUGUGUCAAUUUUAGUUAAAACUAAAGAUGGGCGUAACUAUUCUCAUGGGGAGCCUUUGAGUAAGUACAAUGCCACCAAAUAAGGAGAAACUAUUUUACAAAUGAAAUAAUAAUAAAAUUAUUGGAGGAAUCUUUUGUUCUGUACCCUGGGCUAGUACAUUGUAUCCUUUUUGUCCAUCACUUGUCUGUGUUUUCAUUUGUUUGUAAGCUUGUUGGGGCAAGGAAUAAUGUCGUCGUCCUUGUUUUCCAGCACCUAGUACAAUGGGACCCUUGUCAUUAUUUGGGUCUUUGGGCAGUAACUCAACAAAUAGUUUAAUAAUAAGCACUUUUACUGGAAGAAUAUAAAAACAAACAUGUUGCAUCACAACAUCUUUGCAUUGUAUCAUCAUGUUGUAUCACAGUACCAUCAAACCACAAAUAUGUUUGAACAAGUAAGAUUGACAUGUCAAAAUGUGGACUACCCCUUAAAUUAGUUCAGAUCGUAGAUGACAAACUCUAGCACCACCUAAUAUUUGAGUACCUAAUUGAAACAGCAAUUUAAAAGUAAACACCCUCUCAUUUGCCUUGGAAGCCACUCCCUCUCUGUUACGUAACUCUCCAAUAUAUUCAAACAGCUGGAAGACGCUUGUAGAUGAGACUUUGAGACUUACAACCAAUAUCUAGAUGGGAGCUAGAUGGGAAAAUUUUACCAACUUUUAAAACUCACUAUAAACUUCUAAAGAGAAUGUUAUUUAGUUUCCUUUUUAGUAUUCUGGAUGGAUUUUGAUGUUGGGCGCUUGGAGUUUUCAUGAGUGAGGAUCUUCUUUAGACAGGAGCUAAGUGAGUGCCUCUGGGGUUUUAGCAGGAGGAAACAAAAAAAAAUAUUUUAUUUUGUUUUAAUUUCCUGUGGGAGAAGUAGGGUAGGUCUUGGGAUUUCUUAGCUUGCUGGGCUGUUUGGUUGUGUUUGGCUAGCAUGUAGCAUAUAGCUAGCUGUCUGUACUUUCUCUGUGCAGUAAGCAGGAAUUUUUCAUUUCAUACAUUAUUCAUAACUUGCUGCAGUGCUUCCAGAAAGUCAGCAUCUAUCCUUAACACACAGAAAAGAAGAAAGAGGGAAAUAUAUUUUUGCUGUUGUUUUGAAAGUUAGGGCAAAGAUUUCAUCUUCAAGUGGUCUUGGUAGCAGUCAUCCAUCCUUAAUCAAAAGCAAAUCAGAGAGAGAAACAUUAAUGUUAUAUUUCUUUCUGUUCUCUGGCAACAUUGGACAUAGGUUUCAUUUCACUGCUGCAUCUUGAGCUAUUCUGACUGCAAAUAACAUAAUUCUUAACAAAAACCAAGUGAAAGAGAGAUAUUUUGUAGGUUGUUACUGUUGCAAUUGUGGUAUAUUUCCCUUAAGUACAUGAUAACAAGCAAACUGAACCACAUGAUAAAAAUACCCCAGCAAUAUGGUCAUUUCACACAUUUUCUUUUUCAUGCAUGUGUUCUCUAUCUCAAUGAAGUUUCAUAUCAUAAACCUGUUGCCAAAACCAAUGCAUAAUGAAAAUGAAAACAACGUGAGAAAGAGAGAUAAUAGCUGAAACCGCUAGUCUGAACAUAAAAAGUAGAUCUUUCUUUUGGUGUAUUUGCUUCUUAUGGUUUUAUCAAGAAGAUCUAAGAUAGAGGCACAAACCUGAACGUGAUGGUAUGAUAUUCUGAUCAGCUUGAUUGAUAAAAAUAUCAUUUAUCAAAAGAACAACUUCUGAAGAGGCAAAUUAUCAGUGGUGGCUUCUAACAUGUAAAAGACAAUUUUGCUACUAAACACCACCAAUGGUAACGUUUUCCUUCUUUUUGGUCUUUGAAAGAACUGUGAAAGGACGAAGAUGGGCUCCCUAACAAGAGCAAAUAACUUUCAUAACAGGAACGGGGAAGUACGCCUAACAAAUAACAGGAGCUGUCCUGGUAGCAGAGUUGAGUACUAAAGUGUACUGUAAAUUCCAAAAGAACUUAAGUUAAUACACACAGACCAAUGUGGACCCACCCCAUCUCAGGGGUUACUCCUAAAGGCAUUAUGCUCCAUGGAGAUACAAUGACUCCCACAGUUCUUGGUUUGUUGGAGCUCACUGGACUUAGCUGGGGUUGCAGGAGAGGAUAUAUCCCUUCCUCUUUCCCAUUUAAGGUAUGCUGGUCCUUGUGCUUGGGGGAGUGUAGGAAAAGGGCAAAGAGGCUCUUUGUUCCGCCUUUCCACCUUGCAUAACCACAUCUUGGCUGGCUAAUAUCUGACCUUAAAUCUGAGAUGUACAAUCUGGAAUUGGAGAUACUGAUGAUGAAAGUUUUAAUUGUUAAUAAAAGAGGAAAGAGUGCAUGAUUGAGUUUUAAAAGUAAGCUUUACAAUGGUAAAGGAAAGUGAAAGUGUUUUUUUCUGUUUUAUAGAAAAGGGCCCUUAUUGUUUGUGCUAUGUUAAUAUCUGGUAAUGCAGAAAGGGGUAUUGAAUCUGUAUUUGGGCCGCAGAUGGAAUUAUCAUUAUAAACAUUUGAUACAUACCACAAAUGCAGCAUCAAAGAAGAGAAAGUGGAAAGAGAAAGAAGUUAUCCUUCUUGAUCAUGUCAAGGAAGGGGUUUACAUAUGCAACUAAUGGUGGUGCAAGUUAGGAAGUUCCUGAAAAUGUAACCCAAAAAUGUAUGUUUUAAAAUAAAUUUAUAGUUUUGAUAUGAAAAUGUUACAAUAUAAGUAUAAAUGUGUUUGCUUUCAAGGAUCAGGAAGUUUGGUUAUAUUGACAGGCUGGGGGGGGGGGGGGGGCGCGCGCUUGGGAUACAAUACAAGACCCAGUGUACCUGUUAGUGAUGCAUAGAAUAAACUGCUUUAGUAAGGGAAGUGGGGCAUUUUAAGAGUGGGCUACAAUGACUUUAUGUAAUGUCCUUCAUGGUAGAGAAGUAGGAGUUUUGACUGUCGUGGGUAAAAAGAAGAUUCUUCAUUGCUGCUACAAAUCACAAACAAGACUCCACUAACUAAUCACACCUUAUGCCAUCUAGCAUCUUCGCCCAGGGACUUCCCAAGGCCUCCUGGCUACCCUAGAGUAUAGAUUUGGGUAAGAAAUGUCAGUGUUGAUGAAAAUGAAAGAUUUAUCUUUUAUUUUUUUAACAAUUGUGCAAUUGAUACAGCCCAGACACCCCAGAUAUGGAUGCUAAGAAGGAUGAAUGGAUUUUGAUGUUAAUGUUUUGCUUAUGGCAGAUGGAAAAUAUGUUAGGGGGUCUCUGUAGCUUUUGUGGCUCCAGACUUAGUUGUCAUCCAUUUCUAAGUCAGAAGAGUUAAGGGCUUAUUACAAAUGUUCAGCACUGCAAGAUUCAACAGACUGGAAAUCUUGCCCUUGAAAGAUGCAAAGGCCUUUGGUGCCUACGAAGUUUUUAUUUUACUUUUUCUUGGACCCAAAACUAUAAGGCUUGUGAAGUACAGAUGUAACAUAUUGUAUAUUUUCUACUAGACAGAAAUGGUUUUUCUUCUUGCCUGAUGGUAUUUUUAAUCUGUGUGUGUGUGUCGUAUUUUGAACAAAUGGCAAGUAUGGCAAAGCAGAACUGUUGACUGGGUUUGUUGGUGGUGUAAAAUCUUGUGCACAGUGCCAGUUAGCAUUGUAACUUUUCUGGAAGAAUAUACCGAAUAGGGCAGUAAUAGUUCAAAAGUGACUGAAAAGAAAUAGCACCUUCCUUUGAGAUAAUUCAUUCAGACUUUUGCCCAUUCAGAUAACCAUAGUGAAAAACUCCAAGGCUUUUUUUUUUUUUUGCUUUGGGACGAAAGAUUGUUUUUUAACAAAGCUGUUACCAGGAGUUUUGACAACAGCAAAAUCUCAUGUUGGAGUUUUGCCUGAAGGAAGACUUCAGGAUUUAGCCCAGUAUGGGAAUCAUUUUCUUAAUGAUCCUUUUAAACAUUAGUGUAUGCAGCCUUAAAAUACUUAAUUUUAUUCUAUUGUGAAAGAAAUUCACUGUAGAAGCAUUUAUUUUAAAACUUGAAAAGUAACACUGUUUAUUUUCUCUAUGAUAGCAACCCUGAGUGGAGAUAUAUUUGAUAUAGAAAUAUUUAUCUCUUUCUCUCUGUGCAUUUAUAUACACCUAGAUAAAUGUGUCUGGGUAAAAUCCACAGGCAAAUAAAUUAUGGGUUUGGAAAAGUACAUCUAGUUUUGUGUAUGAAACUGUUGUUUUUUCCUGUCUCCUGUUUUGCAAAUCUUGCAAAUGAACAGGUAGAUUUUAAUAUAAUACAUUGUAAUUAAUUAAACACUGUUUCAAUAAAAUCUCUUCCUCAUCAAGCUGUGAAAAUAAAAAAGAUUACAUUUCAUUGCAUUCCUACAUAUUAAUUGAUACAUUGAUUUUUCAAAUGCACGAUAAUUAAUGAGACACACACUGCAUGCUCUAUCUUCUUAAGCUUGUUUUAUUAUUGUACAUGACUACAGGAUUUAACUGCAAAUCUUGUACCUUCACUAGGUUUCUUGUCUUUAGAGGCUAUACUCUAAACAUUAAAAAUUGCAUAUUUUCAAUGUAGUAUUGUUUCCUUUUAGAAAAAUAUUCUUGCUCUUUUACAACUUUGCCAAUAUCCUGACAUGCUAAAACUGAAAAAGAGAAUAGCCUCAGGGUACGAGAUUAUUAGAGAAAUCUGAUUCUGAAAUAUUUUCCUUCUAAUAUUUGUUUAAGCAAAUUUCUUUGCAGACUAACUGUUCUUUCUGGUUUUUUUCUUACCACUAAACAGCUAAAUCUUUUCUGUGGAAUUAAACUUAAAGUUUCCAGAAAUGUUAAUAGCUAGUGCCCUUUUUUGAGUGUCCUAGUUCAGAAAUAUUGCAGCUGCAAUGGCAUUAUGUGCCAUCACUUUUCCACUUUCUCACUGCAGGGGAGUUACAGCUUUAAGGUACAUGUAUGCUCUUUGUGCUUUAGAUCUGAGUGUGGAAUAUAUUAAUAGAAUAUGUACUGCAGUCUGUGCUGAAAUGCAACUUUUGGAUCAUUUUUGAAUACCAUACAUCAAUAUCAUGUCAGCUUGCAGCACAUCAAUGAGAUGCACACUGGGCAUAAUUUAAGAAUUGUCUUGUGAACUUGAUUUAUUUGAGGAAACUUGUUAUAUUGUCAUUACCAUUUCCAUUUCAGCAGUAUGCAUGAGAGAGAAAAAAUUAAAACAAACCUGCCUUAUUCAACUUUGACACCUAAUUUGAAUCUUUUAUGCGAGCUAUCUGGAAAGCUGCCACCACUUGUUAAACUUCAAUAGGAUAAAAUGAAACUGAGACAGUAGAACAUUACUGCUUUUUAAUGGCUUUAGAUAAUUUUCAGAUUAUAUAAAGACACUUUUUAAUUAAAAAAAAAUUCAGUGCACGCUUUUAAAAAAUUAUCCAGAUCUAUGUAUUAUGUCUGAAUCCAUCAGAAUUCUCCAACCCAGAAAAGAACAGAAAUUAUAUUUUACUGUAAUUUGAAACUUUUGAUGAUGAGCAUCCUGAAGGUUAGAAUUAACACAUGACUUUCACAUUUAUCCUUCUAUUAUACCAAAUAAAAUCAUGUUAGACAGUUAGGUUUCUUGAUGGCUGCUCUUAUUUGUUAAAACACAUUAAAAUAAAACUUCACACAGCUAGAACCCAAUCCAUUUAAAAGAAUGUAUUGCAAAUGGUACUUUUAUGAGUAAAUUGAUUUCUGAUAUACAUGUUUGUUGUCUGAGCUAGUAAGAAUGUUUAUCGUUAUUUAUAUAGCUUGCAAAGUGUGCUAGAUGCUUUUUUGACAAACCAGAAGCUAAACCUAUCCAUAAUAGUGUUGUGGAGUCAUUUUGCUGCCUUGUUAAUCAAACAGAAUGACAUCACCUGUGCUUUGCAUACAAGACAAAAAAAUUAUUGCAACAGACUACCUACAAUUAAAUGUCUCCCAUGCUUUGAAAAUAAAUGGCUCAAUGUUACUUUCACCAAAUAUCUGGUCUUCAUCUUAGAGAUCCUAUAGUACUGAGGCACUAGUAUCCUUUGAUUUUGUUAUACUCCACUGACAAUAUCUCUGUAAUUUGUUUAUUUUUUCACAAUAUGUAGAAGCAUUUUUCAUAUCUCAUUUUUAGAUGGAGGAUUUUUGCUUACAAUAGAAGAGUCAUGGACUAAUGAGACUUAUUCAUAUCAUUUAAGUACCUCAGAGUUAUCCCAAAUGUAAAGGCAAAAGAUAAAGAAGGGAUCAUAGAUAAUAAAUUUGUCCGGCUUUCUCCACCAAGACAUUACUGCAAGCUUUAAGUCUGCUUUUAUUGGUAAAUAUAAAUAUGGGUUAUAUAAGAAAAGACCAUCUAUAAUGGCAUUCAGAUCUAGUUUUAGUAAUUGCUUUAGUCCAGAGAGCUCCAUAAACAGUCCCAAGGCAAUUUAAAAACAGGUAUUUGUUGUAUAAUCAGUUUUUACUACGUAUGCAUUUUAUUUUAUGAUUUUGGUAGUUAAAGUAAUACAACUAAAUAAUAUAUCCUAGUCGACUAGCAUGUAAACUACGGUCACAGCAUGUCCAUGUGUUACUUUGCAUAUGGGAUGAAUGUCAUUCGCAAAGAGAAGGGAAUUAAAAAAAGCGAAAUACUAAAGCAAUGUUAACCCCUAAGCUUCCUAAACCAGACUGCCCUGGGUUUUAGCCAAGAACUUCCAUUAUAAACUGUGGGAGUUACAUAGGUAUGAAACAUUUCACAACUUGAAGUAUUUAGGAAUAUGAAUACAGGCAAAUAUACAAAAAGCAGAAGUGUGUGAAUUAGGAUAAGCACAGUGUCCUUACCUGGGUCUCAUUGUAUCUAGGCAUAACUGUAUUGAUUAUCUUCCACUGAAGAAUGCUAUGUCUUGCUGAAGGGUUGUUUUUUAUGUUAACCUCAGAUCCUAUUGCAACUGAUUCGCAAAAUACCAGACAAUCCAGAUACGUAUAGACCAUAUCUAUGCAAGAAGUAUUUUCCUAAAUGUGUAAAAUCAUCAUCUUUCUCUGAUAAAAAAUGCUAAUGCUUGUGUGCUGUAAUUGGCAGACAUAGCAAUAUAUGGCACUAUUAACUCCAAACGUUAUAUAUAUUGUUGUGUUGCUUGUACACUUGUAUACUGCUUUAAAUUAAAUUUGUGUUAAUUUCCUUCAUAUUUUUUUAAUUCAAGCUAAAGGGUAAUACUUGAAUCUGUGUAAAUGAAAAUAUGCAAUGGAGAUUGAUAUCCUUUCUGAAUAAUGUCAUUCAAAAAUAUGGUGCUAAGGAUAAUGUUUGUUAUAAAUUACUUCUGAAUUUACAUAAGUAACCCAAAGUUCAAGUAUUAAUUACCAGAUUUAUAAAUAGUAAAAAAGAGCUACCUGCCUUUAUUAGUAUAAAUUAUAAGAAAAUACAGCCUGCAAAUAUUAUCUGUAAUGUUAUACUGCAAAGUAUCUGAAUACAUUUAUAAGCAUAAAAAAAAGUUUAAAUAUCUGCACUAUAUUUAUUCUCUUACUUCCUUAAGAACCAAAGGUAUACGUUCUCCUGUUACAAUCUACAGAUAUAUUAGAAUGUGUCCUUUUGAAGUAAAUAUAUAAUGUCCAUUAAUGAUAAACAUGACACAAGAGUAAUGAAAGAACUGUGUGGUACCAUGGUAUCUGCGAAACAUCUUAUGUAACAUAAUUGCUUACAAUGCCUCAUACAUAUAGGGUAAGUCCAGGGUACCAUGCUAAUUACUUCUGGUAUCAAAUUUGACUAUUAUUGCUCUUAUUUUUAGAGGCCCUUUCGAACUAAGCAUAUGAUUUUGCAGGUCCCUAGGAAAGCUACACAAUCCGGCUGUUAUCAUAGUCUGAGUUGCCACAGCCAAUUAUGAAGCUCCUAAAGCUUUGUUUUCAAUUCCAAAAGCCUAUUUAAAUGUUAGGUGUGGGGAAGUAAGCUUUGAGAACUGAAAAAUAAGCUUUUAUGAGACUCAGAAAUGGAUGUGGCAACGUGUCUCUCACAAAGAGUAAUCCAAACACUAGCUGCAAAUUAGUAUGGUGGGAUUUUAUAUGAGUGGCAAGUACACCAUCAUUUACAUUUUUGGCAUCUCAGUUCAACUUAAAGCUGUGCUGUUCUGAUGAGGAAUGUUCACUAGAUUUUAAGGGCAAAAGUUUGAAAGGUUGAUGUCUAAAUUGUGCAUAUAAAGUUAGCAUGCACAUCCAUUGAGUUAACAGCAAACACACCCAUUCAGAAAUUAUUUUUAUACAUUCAGAUACUGAUUUUUGUAUGCACAAAUGAAGGAUAUACAAGUUUAGCAUAGAUAUCAAAUCACAUUUUGGAACUGACAUGUUUUUGUUAAUAAAAACUGAGUUAUCUUGAAAUGGGUUUAAACCCCCACCACCAACUUGCUGCUUGAAAAAUUCCCUUUCUGCACUAUUUUUGCAUUUCUGUAGUGGCAGCAUGCAUUUCCCAGGGGAUCCCAAAAAACCUGUGCAUAAACUAAGGAACUGUUUAUGGCACAAUGGCCAUGACUUUUUUAAUAAACAUAACGUAAAGUAAUGAAGGAGGAGUAUGAACAUAGUCUUUGCAGCAAAGUGGUGCUCAUAGCUGUGCAGCCUGACUUGCAGAUCCUAAGAUCAAAACUGCUACACAGCCAUCAUACUGUUCAGCCUAUUCAGGCCUAGACAUGCACAUUAGACCGCAAGCCACACUAUAUCCCCCACCACCGCCACCUCUCGAGAGGGUUAGGGGCACCACUGAGACACUUCCAGGCAGUCUCUGCCAGUAAGUGUGUCUGUCCCAGCCACACAUUGAAUCUCACAAUUCUUGGAGAUACGAACCUGUUCCUACCUAUUGUGUCAGCCUAAGCAGGCAAAUGUGUUUAUUCCCUGCAAAGAAUGUCUAUCCGCACAGUUUUGACAUAAUAUUCUGAGACAUGGAAACCUGAAUGAGAUUCUACCUAGACUCAAACAGAAAAGAAAAUGCAAUGCUUAGUCAAUGUAACAAAAACAACACAUUUAGCAACUGAAUGCCAAUACGAUACCCUAAGGAUAAGGACAGAUAAUAGCCCUGAAUCACACUCCAGCGGCAUGAGUGUGUGGAAAAUCCUUGCUACAGGUAGAGUGUGUGAAUGGUCCAUUGUUCCUUCCCUGCUCAGCCUAAGGAGGGAGCAGUUCCCGAAGAGGGCUCCUUAGACCCAAAGGGAAUGUCCAUCGGCACAGCCCAAUGCAAAGCCAGGCUAUGAUUGGUCAGGAGAGGGAAGUAUCCAUUGGCAUCCAUCUAGAGAAACCUCUGGCAAAAAAGUACCAGCUAGCUACCAUGCCACUGUCCUGUGAAUCUAUUUGUAGAGCUAAGGGAAGGGCAGCUGAUCUUGUCUCUGAAUUAUAAACACAAUAUAAACAUAAUUUUCUCAGGUGUCUCCCAAAUUAGCAGGUCAGCUUUAGUGUUGUUUUUAAUAAAAGAUGCUUGGCCUUAUGGCCAGUUUCAGAAAAUAGGUCUCAGAACGCUUUCAUUCACGUUUAAGUGGGCAACAGUAUGUUAUGAUUCUCCUUUUAUUUUCUUCCAAGUAAAUUAUUGGUAGGAUAAAUAUAUUUUUAAGUCAUAGAAAAAAAUAACAUCCAUAAAAUAGAUUGAUUCACACUGUUCAAAUGUCAUCUUGUGAGAUUUAAACAUAUUGCAUAAAGACAAUAAAUGUCAUCCUAAAAGGUUAGCAAUCAGCUGGACACAUGUCUAUUAAGUUUGAUUACAAUAAUAAACCUGAGUGGUGUUAAUUUGUAGAAAUGUUAAAUUUAUUAUUGCUUUUAUAUUACCUGAAUAAAUGGCUGAUUCACUCCUUCCACAAAUGAUCAUGUGACUUGAAAAAUAUUUUCUGAAGUAUAGAUACGAUAUAACAUUUUUAUAUGUAAUUCUUCUUAUGAAGUGUCCAUAAAACACUUCACAGAAGAGGCUGAAACAGACAGAGAGGGUCUUCAAAAUUAGAUCCUGGGCAGUGAUUAUCAUACAAGUAGAAAAGGAAAAACUGCAGGAAGGUGGACUAGAGCCAAAGACGAAAUUUAAUAAUGGUAAAAAUGCAAGUAUUAUUACAGACUACAGAAGCUACAAUGAAAGGAGAAUGUAAGGAUGCAAUAACAUGAGGAGAAGAUAAAGUUAUUCAUUUGAUUUGAGGAAAGGAAUAUUAAAAAUAAAUGGGAAGCAGUUCAAGAGAGAAAACAACUCAAAUAUCCACACAAUGAAAAGAGUCCGGAAGCCAGGAGUAUGUGAGUUGGGUACGGCAGUGAAUUUAAGAGAGUCCGAGUAGAACAAGAAUCCAUAUAAGUUUCAAAAACCAGGAACACAAGAUACAUAGCUUGAUGGAAAGUCAGUAAAGGUUAUAGAAAACGAGUGUUCUGGUCCUGCUUCCUGGAACAAAUGAACAGUGUGGACACAAAGUCUGACGGACCUGAGAUUUAGAGAGAAGGGAUUUAGGAAGAUCAGAAAGGGGAUCUGCAAUAGCUGAUGGGAAGUAAUUAAGGCGUGAAUAAGUACUUUUGUAGACAGUGGUGUCUAAGGGUAAGGAUGAAUUGUGGUGUUGGAUUUACAGAUGGAUGGUUGUGUUAAAGCACAGUGAGUUAGAGAAUGAGUCAGGGACAUGAAAAAAGAAGGAUUUUUCAUUGGCACAGAGAUUAUUUUGGUAGAAAUUUAGGUUGUACCAAGGAGCAUCAGGAAACUGGUGGUAGAGAAUUCAGAGUGUGAAACAAAGGAGUAUAGUGUAUAUUGUGUCAUCUGCAUAUGUGAUUGUCAAGACUGAAGCGAUAUCAUCACAUGAGGGGACAGAUCCUUAGCUGCAUGCAUUGAAAUUGUCUUAGCUCCAUUGAACUCAGUUGAUCUAUGACAAUUUAGGCAAGUUGAGCAUUUGACUCAAGAUAUCCAAAAGUAAGAAGACGUAUAAAAGACACACUUUGGAGCACUUCACAUUCGAAAGAGAAAAAGAUGAUGUGAAGCCUCUGUUAGAAAUGGAAAAGUUGUGGCUAGAGGGACCAGAAAAAACCCACUGUAGGGAUAUGAUUAAACAAUCCACCCCAACAUUCCUGCCUUUUUUCUUUCUUUUACCAUUAUUCUUAAAAUCCCUAAUUCUUUCAAAUAAAGCAAAGUGUCUUGAACUCAUUUAUAGUCUUUAUUACAACCUCUUUCCACAGUAACUUAUUCCAUAUAUUUUAUACCCUUUUUUCUGGAGAACCUUUGCCCAAGUACCCUACUUUCUCCAGGUGCCUAUUUUUAAAUUACAGUAGGUCUCAUGCAUUUUAAACCUCUUACUUCUGAGGGAAUGAUGUAGCAUUGUUGAUGACAGCAAUUUAGGGUAAAACACUGAAUAAUCUUGUGAAGACAAGUAAUGAUGAAGCUGAUAGAUUGGGCAAGGGUGAAGAUGCUAUUAGUCUGUUUUUAUGGGCCGGUCUACAAUGAAAACUUACAUCAGCAUAGCUAAGUGUCUUGGGGUGUGAAAAAUCCACACCCUUGAGAGACGUAGCUUGUCAGCCUAUCCGCCUGGUGUAGACAGUGCUUGGUCAACGGAAGAAUUAUUCCGUUGACCUAGCUACCAUCUCUCAGGGGGGUGGAUUAACUACAGUAGUGAUGGGAGAGCCCCAUCUGUCACUGUAGUGGGUGUCUACACAGAAGUGCUACAUCAGCAUAGCUGUAGCGCCACAACUGCAUCACUUCCGCAUUUUAAGUGUAGACCAUAGGUCUCUUUAUCCAAAGAUCUCAAAGUGCUUUACAGAACUGUUUAUUCCGCCUCCAUUUUACAGAUAAAGAAACAAAUGUACAGAGAAAUUAAGGGCCUGGGCGUCAGCUUAGUACCUACAGAUCCCAUUGAAAUCAAAGGGAGCUGCAUGUUCCCGGCCUAUCUGGAAAUCCAAGUGCUUUGUAAUCUACCCAGGGUUAUACAGUUGGUCAGUGAAUCAGUGGCAGAGUCAGGAGUAGAAUCCAAGUGUGUUGGCUCCCAGAACUCUGCUGAAUCCACCAGACAAUCAGGCUAUGGAUUAAUACACUGGGGCAGGGCAGAACAACUGAUCCUAGAAGUUUCACUGAGACAGAUCUUUUGUUCAUGCUGAAGAUUGUAUUCCAGUUGAUUUACAGGCAGUAGAAGAAGUGGGAGGGUGUUGCAUUGCUGGUGGUUCUAGCGAAUAAAUUGUGAAGUAUAAAGCAGUUUGCUACUUUAUUGAGUUUUAUUAAGAAUACUGAAGUGAUAUCUGCAGGUUAAUUUCCUUUUUCAUUCUUGGAGAGGAAUGAUGUAUGAUGAGAGCAGCAUAACUAGGGAUAUGUGUCUACAGUACUCCUAGAUUUAUUUAAACUGCAUUUGUAGAUACAGAAAUAUCUGAAAAGAAAAAUGUUGAGAGACUGAAACGUGAUAGAAUUGUCAUUUUCUGUUACCCAGGGAUACAUUCAAACCAUUGGUAGUGCCACCAACAUUUCCAUGGGGAAAGAACAGUGUCU